Molecule: messenger RNA, 1395 nt
Organism: Puntigrus tetrazona (Sumatra barb)
Lineage: Eukaryota; Metazoa; Chordata; Actinopteri; Cypriniformes; Cyprinidae
Product: solute carrier family 22 member 7-like
Exons: 4
Coding region: 58-714 (218 amino acids)
Biological process (GO): transmembrane transport
Cellular component (GO): membrane
Molecular function (GO): transmembrane transporter activity
Source: RefSeq, a predicted model, not a curated record
ACAAAAGAGUCAGGUGAGACAGAUCCUCAACCAGGUCGAACACAUCAGAGCGCAAGAAUGAAGUUUGAAGAUCUUCUCUCAGAAAUUAAUGGAUUCGGAAGGUUCCAGAAAAUGGUUGUAUGCAUAAAUUUUUUUGGACGAUUUAGUCUGGCCUGUCACUUCCUGUUAGGCAACUUUAUUGCUGUUAUCCCUUCUCACCAUUGCAGCAUCAGCUCUCUGGAUGCUGAUGAGAUCUUUGAGAACCUGACUCGGGAGGAGAGAUUGACUGUCAGUAUUCCAGUGCAGGAUGAUGGGACUCCUGCUUCCUGUCACAUGUUCUCUUAUCCUCAGUUUCAUCUGUUAACAAACUCCUCCAGCCCCUCAGAGGUUGCUGUAGUCCAGUGCCAGAAUGGAUGGGAGUAUGACAACAGCACGUUCAUCAGCACUCUCGCCACAGAGUGGGAUUUAGUGUGUUACAAAAGAGCAUUGAGCAGGUUGACAACCACCAUUUUCUUCAUUGGUGUCAUGUUUGGAGCAGCUGCUUUCGGUAGCUUGAGUGCAAUGUUUGGACGUAAGCCAAUGCUGCUAGUGUCAUAUGUGUUAGAAAUGGGAUUUGGAUUGUGUAGUGCUUUUUCCUCCUCCUUCAUCAUGUUUGCGGUGUUGAGAUUCUUCAUUGGAUUCACCAUUACUGGCAGUGUCAUCAUCUCCACUAUACUCAAUGUGGAAGAGCAUUGAACAUAGAAAGCUGGUGGGGGUGAUUGAAAGCUUGUCUUGGACAUUUCCCUUCAUGAGCUUUCCACUGAUGGCAUGCUUCAUUCGAGACUGGAGAUGGCUGACUGUUGCCAUCUCACUGCCCACUGUUAUUGCCCUAAUCACUUGGUGGUGAGCAUAAAUAAAUCAAACAUAAUCAGAGGUAAGAAAAAAAUAUAUGAAAAUCAUGUAACUUAAUUUGCCCCUUUUUUUAUUUAAAUCGCUUGCAUAUCAGAGUAAAUGCUCCUCUUUGUAAAUAUAAAAUAAUCUGUAUUUCAUAAAUGCAGGUCCAUAUUUAUUUAGAAUUAAAAUUUAACAAUGAAGAUGAAAUUGAAGUGCAGACUUUUAAUCUUUAAAUCAAGGGGUUGAACACAAAUGUAACAUAACGUGCUUAUACACAAUCUGUAAUUGGACUAAUACAUAUAGUCAUGCAUAAAAUGUUAAUUUGUUACAUAUUGUUGUUGAGAACCCUUACAGGCAAUGACUCCUUUACACCUAGAACUCACAGGCAUCACCAGUUUAUUUGGGUUUCCUAGUUUGUGAUGAUUUGCCUGAUCUUUAUUGCAACUGACCUGAGUUAUUGUUUUGACUUUAACAAGUGAAAUGCAUGCUAAAUUAAGUUGAUAUCAGGACAUUGGCUUAGCCAUUGCAGAAGAUUCCACUUCC